Messenger RNA from Corticium candelabrum, 1428 nucleotides. RefSeq names its product sialidase-1-like. The record is from RefSeq and is a predicted model, not a curated record. The transcript is spliced from 6 exons. Bases 158 to 1312 code for a protein of 384 amino acids. NCBI's taxonomy places the organism in Eukaryota, Metazoa, Porifera, Homoscleromorpha, Homosclerophorida, Plakinidae. Gene Ontology annotation, cellular component: cytoplasm; membrane; intracellular membrane-bounded organelle. Gene Ontology annotation, biological process: oligosaccharide catabolic process; ganglioside catabolic process. Gene Ontology annotation, molecular function: exo-alpha-sialidase activity.
CUCGAGAUCCGGGAGAUUAGCUUUGUGAGAGUAUUGCACGUGUACCAGCAGGAGUACCAACAAAAAUAUAAACAUUUUAGUAAAGAAAACGUGCACUGUGUUAGUCACGUGACUGUCACAAUUCCGCCACGUGACCGGAGGUGUGUAACUGGCUACAAUGUUUCUUCUUCGUCAUUGUUUGAUCUUUACGGCAAUUGCCAAUUGUCGCUCGUCUUCGUCUAUUCGAUUUGAUCCGGUCGUGGAAAUGGAGGUUGUACUGUGGGAGCAUGAAGUACGUCCAUCCGAGCUCAUUACAUAUCGCACUCCAAUCAUUGCACCAAGAAACGAUGGCGGCUUGAUCGCAAUCAGUGAAGUUCACAGCAACAACUCUGAUCAAACUCAGUUUCUCACUCUGGCGCAUUCGAAGGACGGUGAACAAUGGUUUACUGACAAUCGCCUGGUGUUUACAAAUUCAUCCCAUUCGACACAUGGAGUGAACUUAGGACAGAUAAUGAACAAUAAGGAGGAUGGCACCGUGAUUUUAUUUUGUUCGAGGUUUGAUCAGGUUUCUAACAUGUCGGCGACGUAUUUAAUUCGUAGUCAUGAUAAUGGAAAAACUUGGGAUGAUCCGAUUGAUUUGAGUGACGUUGGUGAUGAGCAGAUGCCAGUGUUUACCCCCGGACCGGGACAGGCUGUGAAGAUUGAACAAAAUGCUGUCUGUGAGGGUCGUAUCGUAUCUUGUGGACAUUCAGUUGUUGACGACGAUGCUGUCGUGUGUAUUUACAGCAAUGAUAAUGGAAUUACGUGGAAGGCUGGAGCGAAACUUCCAGCAAUACCGUACAAAGAAAAGAAAUAUGUUGGUGACUUUGACCCUGGCUCAAAUCAGGCAGUUGAGCUUAACGACGGAACAAUCUUUUUCACCAUCACAAACAAGCUGCAGUAUCAUUCACAUUCUCGUAUCUUGGCUCAAAGCACAGACUGCGGGCAAUCGAUCAACCUCGAGAGCGUUUGCAUCAAGAACAUCCUACCAGAUCCGGCAUCCAUUGCCGGAAUGGUGUAUCUCAAUGACUACAACCUUCUACUUCAUUCCAAUGCAUUGAAUGGCCGGGAAGACAUCAACAUGUUUCUGAACUGGAGCUACGAUAAUGGGGCCACGUGGAGCAGCCAUGAUAGAGUUCAAGUGUGGCCUGGAGCAUCAGGUGCCUCUUGUCUGACUGCCAUUCCGGGUAGACCGAAUUAUGUUGGCUUGCUGUAUGAGAAAGGGGAUUUAGAUCGGUAUGAUGCUGUUUCCUUUGCUUUGAUCAAUCUGCAGCCAAGAUGGGAGGACGUAUAGACUGGCGUCUGUUGUAGUGAUUUGUACUGAUUUUGGUAGGUUCUAGAGGUGACAGGUUUAGGGUAGGCAUUGAGCACGUUGGUGGUUUUAUUUGCAAUAGCUAUUGUUGAAGUGUU